AUGCACAAGCCUUUGCCGGCAAACCUGGCAGUGCAUCCCCGCGGCAUCCGGUCAGAUGUUAUGCAGGAUGCAGAUCCGGGUGCCACAGCUGAGAUUGCGGCUCUGGCCACAGAGCUCGAAUGGCGCCCUGCCCUGGUGACAUUAGGGCGGAUGCAACGCCACAGCAGACUGUUCAAAGUUUCCUGCUCGAAGGUCCUGAGGGUCCUCCGACAGCUCGUGAUUCAAGGAGAAUGGCGCGAUCGUGAUGUUUGGCGUCAAGCUGUGGGAGUCCUGGGGCACCUCAGCGACGCAAAUGUGAAACCAGACCUGCGGAUUGUGAAUCUGGGCCUUCAGAUCUGCAAGGAAUCCCGGGCCGUGAAGCCUGUCUUCUGGACAUACGACCAGGCGCUGCGCGAGCGCUUUCGGCCAAAUGAGGAGACGUUUGAGAUCUUGGCAUCAAGCUGCGUGGUGGCACCAAGUGAGUGCUGGUGGCGGGCGCUCCGCUACAUGAAACAGGCCAGAGCACUGCUUCCAGAUGAGCAGCUGACUGCAGCCAUGGCUAAAUCAAUGAAGGCCUGUGUAGAUGCUGGGGCCUGGAGUUCAGCACUCUUCCAGUUGGGUUCAGAAUUUAAGUUGGAGAUGGCUGACGUGCCUGGAGUCGCACCAGCGGAGGCCAUGCAAGACUACCUUGAGGCCAUUUGCCAAGGGCCGUUGUCACGCCAAGGUGCGCACAGUCGCAGGCCUCGUGCUUGGUCUGCGCUUUGGUCCGCGGAGAAGUUGCCAGUGCGUCGAUUCCAGCGCCGCAGACUAGUACAAGGGAAUGCACCUCCUGAGAUUGAGAAGCAGGUUGCACAGCUCCAAUACCUUCGCCAUGCCCGACCGGAUUGCUGGCCUGGGCUUUCAGAUGACGUCCAGCAAAGCUUCAACAAGAUGUUUCAGCAGCGAGUGCGGUUGCAGGAUGAUGACCAGGAGCUUGAGCUCCUUGGCAUCGAGUUGCUUUGCGAAAGCGGUGUCAUGCGCAGUGAGACAGUGCAGGCGUUUCGUCGAAGCGGCCUGUAUCCGUCCUUGCGCGGGCUGCAAAGGGUGGCGGGCCAUCGCUACGCAGCUUCCCUACGGGACCCGCUGCUGGGACAGCAACGCGAGCUUGGAGUCCUAGGUGUGGAGGAGGCUCUCAAGAUGCUUGGCUUUCGAAGCGGGCGCUCGCGGAGCGCACGGCCCGGCAGGAGAAAUCGGUGGCGGCUGGCACUCCAAGGGCGCGCAACGAAGCUGCUGCGCUUGAGGCAGGUUGCCUCUCGUGGCCGACGUCCAGCGCGCCGCUGGCUGCGUGAACAUGAAGGCUUUGACUUGCAGGCAGCUGUAGCCUGGAUCUCAUUCCGGCUGGAGCUGUCCGGUGAGGUUUCACGGACACUCACCUCAGCGGGACGCUGUGUGGCCAGCGGAGCCCGUCCUGAUUGCAUUUUCCUGCCGCUUCCGGAGCCUUCAAAGGAGCACCCAGAGAGGGCGGCCCUGGCAUCUGUGCUCAACCUCCUUGCAAAAGGUUCCUGCAAAGGUGGACGCACACUUCAAGGAGGCAUCCUGCUCUACAGCCCCGGGGCACUGUGCAUCUCUUGCUUGGCCGCCUUUUGCGUGGCACUCAGGCACUUCGUGAAGUGGACGCGUGCUAUCGAUGGCUGUUUGACAGCUGCGGCGACCAAGAUCCUGCUGGACAGAGGCGCCCGCAGCGACAUCUGGUGGCAGGCGCAUGGAGCAAUGUUUGACUUGGCGUGUGCUGCUGCCACUGCGAAUGAGCAGUUUGGGGCGGACUUGUGGCAGUGCCAGAAGAACGACUCCUUGCCCAUGUCCGGGCGAUCAAAAGGCCCCACUGCUGCAGCAGGCCUUCUGGGCGAGCUUAGAUGGUGGAAGACCGCAGUUGGAUUGCCGCUGCCGUGCGACGACGCACUGGUUGCGCACUGGGCAGCCUUGGCGCCCCAGCUGAAAUAA
Messenger RNA from Effrenium voratum, 1959 nucleotides. NCBI's taxonomy places the organism in Eukaryota, Dinophyceae, Suessiales, Symbiodiniaceae. The record is from the annotation of a GenBank genome assembly.